Daphnia carinata is the source of this 1248-nucleotide messenger RNA. Its product is annotated as transcription factor A, mitochondrial-like. The record is from RefSeq and is a predicted model, not a curated record. Gene Ontology annotation, biological process: regulation of transcription by RNA polymerase II. Gene Ontology annotation, molecular function: DNA binding, bending. Lineage: Eukaryota; Metazoa; Arthropoda; Branchiopoda; Diplostraca; Daphniidae. Bases 135 to 920 code for a protein of 261 amino acids. The transcript has 4 exons.
UGGUUGGCAGAAGUUGUAUUUUUUUGGGGGUUUUUUGUCUAACGAAUAGAAAACGUUAACUACAUAUUUCAUCGGUACCACACAUAGGACAUUAGUGGUACUCUUCCUUUAAAGGAAACAAUUUCAAAUCAAACAUGUACGCCAUCCGAAUUUUCCCGAGGUUAUCAAACCCAUGGACCAGCCUUAAUGUUGCCUUUUCACAGCCAGCCAACUAUGCUACUACAACACAUAAGCGUACAAAUCUUGAAGAAAAAUUGGGCUUACCAGAGAGGCCAAAAAAACCUGCAUCCCCAUAUCUGAUGUUUGUGAAAAAGACAUUUCCAGAGUAUGCAAAAAUGACUCCUAAACUUCCUUUUAAAGAGGUUGUGCAGAAGGUUUCUGAAGAAUGGAAGAAGGUAGAUUUGGAAACCAAAACGAAGAUGCUGAAUGAAUAUCAUGAAAAACUACAGAAACAUCCAGAGGAAGUUGAAAAAUACUAUAGUUCCUUAACAGAUGCUCAACGUAUACAGUUGGAAGCAGCUAAACAAGACAAAAGUGAUGUCAAAAAGAAAAGGCAGACAAUGCAAGAACUGAAAAAAACCGGAAAACCUAUUCGGCCAGUUACUUCCUUUGGAUUAUUUGUCAAGGAUGAGUAUACUAAGAUGCAGUCAAAGCAUGCUUUUGGACCAUCCGUAAUGAAAGAGAUUAGUAAGAAGUGGAAUAACCUAACCCCUGAAGAAAAAGCACCUUUUAAAUCAAGGUACCAAGAAGCCUAUAAGGCGUACGAAAAGAACCUUGUUGAAUGGGAAGAGGAUAUGGUUCGGCAAGGGAAAGAGUCGUUUGUAAGAAAUCGAUCGCGACCAGCCAAUGGAGAACCGAAAAAGUCCUCGCUUGUUAAGAGUGCCGAAACAGAUCCUGUUAAACCGUUGAUUAACAAAUAGGGAAACACAGCCUGUAACUCUGGCAUCCCUCUCCAAUGUUCAGAUCAUGUCACUCCCAUUGGAACAGAAUCGGAAUGCAUCGCCGAACAUUUGACAGAUCUCCGUCAAGCUCUAGAAUGGCCUAAACAUCUUUGUUUCAGUAUCUGCUAUAUUAUUUUUUUCUAAGUAAAAUGGUUAUCAUAUGAAUUGCUAUUUUAAUUUGAAUGCUGUCAUAUCCACCAUUUUAGAGUUGAGUUACAGGCACAUAAUAUUUUCACAUUUUCCUUACCUCAUAGCGAUAAAGAAAUAACGUGUGUGCUAACAGAAAUAAAACUUGCCACAAAGAAAA